Messenger RNA from Trematomus bernacchii (emerald rockcod), 4238 nucleotides. RefSeq names its product TOX high mobility group box family member 4-B-like. The record is from RefSeq and is a predicted model, not a curated record. Lineage: Eukaryota; Metazoa; Chordata; Actinopteri; Perciformes; Nototheniidae. Gene Ontology annotation, biological process: regulation of transcription by RNA polymerase II. Gene Ontology annotation, molecular function: chromatin DNA binding. Gene Ontology annotation, cellular component: nucleus.
UAUUAAUGCAAACUAUGCAAAUGUGUCUUUAUUCCAUUAUGCAAUAUAAACAAAGUAGUUAGUAAGUAUUUAGUUGAUGGUGAAGAUGAGGAUGAGUAAGAUUAUGGUGCCAGGCAUAAGGGAAAGAAAUAAGAUAAUAAUGCAUCGCGAGAAUAAUGUGUAUACACUCAAAAAUUGACUUUAAUUUAGAAAUGUCAAGUUUAUUCCCCAAAAUAUAUUGACUGUAUUUUCAUAAUAAAAAGCAAAUCCUCCUCCUAUUGGUAUAUUUAAUACCUAUCCCUACUAGUAGAAAUUCAACUCAACAAUAUAUAUAUUCUAUCGACCUAUUGAACGUAUUUAUACAAAAAAAACGAACAACAUUUACUCGUUUUUCUUUGUAAUCCACUUUAUUUUGAAAAAUGCAUUGCUCAACAUCCGGCGCUGACAACCUUCCAUUCAAUCCAUGCUCCGUGGCUCUGGAUCUAUUGAGCAGCCUAAAAAACACGAAGCAAAAACCGGGGAUUCGGUCUGCCUUCCUCCGCUGUCAGUCAGACACAUUAAAAUAACCAUAGUCCUUUUUUUACAGACGUAUCUAGCAGUCAUUAACAGUGACGUUUAAUCUACCUGUGCACGUUCUGCGGCUGUUGGUUAAAUGUGACGUUUGAGGACAACACAGACAAUCGGGCGCCGGGCUUGUCGCUGCAGCUUUGCGUCAAAAGCAGCUAAAGCUAAACCGUGGUGCGACAAGUCAGCAAGAAAUACGCGUUAACAGCCACGUUUCCAGACAGACAGCACACAGGUUAUUUUGGGUACGGUUGCUGUCGUGCACAUGCUGUGUUUUAGUGGUGUGAGCUAAUCAAACAUCUGUGCAAAAGCUGUCAGAAGAAAUAGCAGAUUUAAACUCGGUAUUUAGGGGUCGCUUUUUCUCAAUUACCAGCUUUCUGACUUGGACUUUAACUACACAUUUUGGAAAACAGGUUAACAAAUAAUAGGAGAUUUAUUUAAUUGCGCAAGAUUUUGUUGGAUUUAAGAGGGGCCUCAUAGCGUUUAACACAUGAGGCCCAGUUGACAAAGAUGGACCUGAAUUUUUAUUCGGAUUUAACGGACGGUACCGGGCAGCACGACGGUGACCCAGAGUUUCUGGACCCGCAGGCUUUCAAUGGAUUUGACUCAGACAACAAGUUUCCUGGAGGCAGUGACAACUACCUGACCAUCUCCGGGUCCGGGCAUCCCUUCCUCUCCUCCUCAGAGUGUGCCACUAAACCCAUUGACCUCUUCAACCUCGCUGGAUCUGCUGGUGGAACCUUCCACACCCCCAGCCUCGGACGAGAUAGCGAGUUUGAUAUCACCUCCCAUCUCUCAUGGAUCCCUGACUCCGCCAUCACCGUUCGAUGUUGUUUCCCAUUCGGGGAGUUUGUCGGGACUCCGGCCCCCCCCGACAGCGUGGUUGUUCCCGGGAACGCCGUGGGUGGAAGGAGACGACCCCCUCGUUCGGCUCCACCUUCGUUCAACGCCCCGUCUCAGGGCCUGGAGCACCUGAGUCUGGGAGUCAUCAACCAAUCGGGAGGGAGCGCUCUGUUGGGGUCCUCACUGGGAAUGGACCUCGGGCAUCCAAUCGGAUCUCAGUUCAGCAGCUCGUCCCCGGUCACCAUCGACGUCCCGUUGGGGGACAUGAGCCAGGGCCUGCUGGGGUCCAACCAGCUGACCACCAUCGACCAAUCAGAGCUCAGCGCCCAACUGGGGCUGGGUUUAGGAGGCGGGAGCAUGUUGCAGCACCCCCCGUCGCCCGGCAACCGUCUGUCGGCCACGGCGUCGCCCACCAGCUCGCUGCAGGACGACGACAUGGACGACUUCAGGACGAGCGCCCUGGUGGAGUCUCCGGUCUCUCUGGCUGUUUCUCCCGGAGUUAUCUCUCUCGACCCGUCGAUGUCCGACUCCCCGCUGUCCGCCCCGAGCUCCAUCAUCUCUCCGGCAGUCGGGAGGAAAGGAGGCGCCGGAGGGAAGAAGGGGAAGAAGAAGAAAGACCCCAACGAGCCUCAGAAACCUGUGUCGGCCUACGCUCUGUUCUUCAAGGACACUCAGGCCGCUAUCAAAGGACAAAACCCCAACGCUACCUUUGGAGAAGUCUCUAAGAUAGUGGCGUCCAUGUGGGACAGUCUGGGGGAGGAGCAGAAACAGGUUUACAAGAGGAAAAACGAAGCGGCAAAGAAGGAUUACUUGAAGGCGCUGGCCGAGUACAGAUCCGGACAGAUUUCUCAGUCUCCUAUUGAAGUCAUGGACACCUCCUCAUCGCCUCCAUCACCUCCACCUACAGUGUCUCUCUCCGCCGCCGCCAUGGCAACAGCAGCUUCCAGCCUGGCCGCCCGCAACACCCGCUCGCAGCAUUACAACCCGGAGGAGAACACCAUCACCAACAUCUGCACCUCCAACAUCAUCCUGGACCUCCCUCAGGUCACCACGCGCUCUCGAACCGGUGCUACGAAACCUCCGCCUCCUCGAGCCCCUACGCCCCCUCUGCCCAACCCCCCCACCGUCACUAAGAUCAUCAUCAAGCAGCUGCAGCUUCCUUCAGGUGUGGUUUUGACGUCGACCACGGCCCCCCGCCAGCCGCCCCCCCUCCAGCAGAUGCAGAGCGCCCCCCCGCCCCCCCGGCUGCAGCUUCACGCCCAGCCGCCUCCACCUCUUCAGGCCAAACCUCGAGCCUCAGCUCCUCCUCCGCUGCAGAUCAAGGUGGUGCCGAAGCAGCCGAUCAUCGUGACGUCGGCGGGGGAAUCGCCGUCGUUUUCGGGUCUGACGGAGGAGAUGGGGCAGAUUGGGGAUGAUUUGAUGACGGAGGGAGAGGAAGGAGAGGAAGUGGCGGAGGAAGGGAUGGAGGUGGAAGUGAACGUAGCCACGGUCCCGAGUGUGCCCCCCCCCUCCAGCCGUAACCUCUGUGUUCGCGCCGGCUGCACGAAGCCCGCCGUGGAGAACAAAGACUGGGACUUCGAGUACUGCAGCAACGAGUGUGUCGCCACGCACUGCAGAGAUGUGUUCAUGGCCUGGUGCGCCAUCCGAGGGCAAAACUCCACCACCGUCGCAUAAGGAGAGGACAGAUCUGACUGAAGAGAAGUGAUACACGGAGAGAAAAGGACAAAGAAUAACACAUGAAAUGCAAAAUAGCCGAGAGAUGAAAUGAAUGAAUGAUCAGGCUCAGGUAUCGGCACAUAAUGGUCUGUUUUAUCAUGCCUCAUUGACGACGAGAACCAAAAGGGGUUCUGUCACAGAGGAAAGUAUUCGUAAAAUCACUACAAUAUACUUUACUGUAAUCGACACAAAGCAACUCUUGGAAACACUGCAGUGGGAAUGUCGGAUCACAAUAAGGACGUUACGCUGAAGAGAAAGCAGAAGUAGAAGAAACUUCCAAUUCAUCAUCUAUUGUGAAUCUCAAGUAUGGACUUGAUAUAGAAAAGGUUUUAUAUGAAAUAAUGUUAUUAAUUGUUUUGAAAGGAGAAAAAAGUACAGAAAGGAAAUCAUGAAUUUUUGAGUUUAAUUGUAUUAUUCUACAGACUUCCACUUCAUAUGUGUACGCUCUUCCCUUUACUGUUACAUUGAGGAUCAACUGAAGUGAAUGUAAUCUAAAUGUUUCGUUGGUCUUCGGUGAUGUGCUUUUGGCGCCGAGUCGUUACGUUACUGGUUUUACGCACAAACCAGCAACAACUGGGCAAAGCACAAACAAUAUUUAAAUGUCAUUUCGAGCCAUUCAAAGGGUUACAUGUUAGUGAUUUUGUGACAACGUGGAAAUAAAUCUGCCACUGCGAGUUUGUCACUUUUUAAUAAGCCACCCUUUGAGGGAAAUAAACUACAAUCAUGUGAACGGUGUCUAUUCAAACUUUAAACAGGUGCUAAAAUCCAGUAGAAAAUGUAAAUUUCGCAUUUUCUUUUUGCAAUACCCUAAAAGAGAUCUUUUUGUGGUGCAAAUUGGGUUUGAUGAGAAUCAUUUGCGGUGACAUUUAAUUGAAUCUUGGAUUGAAAUAAACUCACCAGCUCUGACAACGCUACUGUAAGGGGGAAAGGGAAUACUACAUGAAGACGCUUUACUUUUUAACAUUACAGUGUUUAAUUUAAGAAAUCUGAUUUCAGGUCUGAAUAAUUCUGGUUGCUUCCAGAAAAAUAAAACUGUUUCCAGUCGGAUGAAAAUGCAGAAAUCUGUUCUGGUUUAUUGUAGAUAUCCUGGAAAUGUUUUUAAUAAUGAAAUAAAAAAUAUUUUAUGUUUUAAUAUA